GACAGCGUGAAGAGCAUGGUGACAGAGGGAGUGAAGGCCGGGAGGUGGCAGACCGUCCAGGGCCACAUGAAGUCCGGAGGAUUGAGACCCAGCGAGUGAGUUCAGAACCGGGUAGAAAAAAAGCAAACAUUUCAAUCUCGGCGCAGAAGAAUAAACACACAUUACAAUGCAAAUGUUAUUCUUAGAAAUGUUAUUCUUGCAGCAGCUAUGAUUAGAUGAAUGAAUCAGUUCUGAGUAGAAACAUGGAGAGUCAGGUCAAGUUCAGCAGGGGGAAAAGUGCAGCUCAGGUGUCAAGGUGAGCGUGUGGGCACAGAUCAAGGUGUGAGCACUGGGGAAAUGUGAACUCUCGUCAUCAUGAGAAGAUAACAAUAGUUGCUCGAGCCGCCUCGCACUGACUCAAACCUUCAGCUGACACAGUCGGCCCAGCUGCACAAUGUAGCCUCGUGUAUGAAUCUGCAGGAGAAUAUGAUUUAUUCAUGUGAGGAACCGCACUGCCUGUGUGUACUUUCAAAAAUGCAAUACGGAAAUAGUCUCAUUUUUUUCACACUGACUGAAAUAAUGGCUCAUACCUUGCCAUCCCGCCUUUUAAUUAAGAUUUAGGCUGGAAUGUGAACCGCAUGUUGGUCACUAACUAUAUGUAUCCCACAGGCAUGACGUAUGACAUAAGUUAUAAUCUAUAUUCAGCAUGUUGUAAAUGAGGCAGUUCAUUUUCAGUUCUCCGUGAUUUUUUGCACCGUCCUUUGGCACGUCGUGCCUGUGAUAUUUUUCCUCCACAUCACAUUUACACUCAUCACUACCUCACUCUUCAUUCCCUCCUUCUCUCAUCUUUCUUUUUGCCCCCUGUCUAUAAUUGGAUUCUAUUUUCAGGCUGCUAUAAGUGUCUGUGUCUCUUGUGUUUGUGUUUCACACCCCAUUUUCUGUCUCUCCUCCAUCGUCACCCUCUGCUCUCAUUGUUCCCAUUGCUCUCUCCAUCUCUCUGUCGCUGUGUAAAGCCACCCCUCUCAUUCUCCUUUUCUUAUGUUUUGCCCACAAACUGUUUUAUUUCCGCAAAACCUUUCAUUACACUUUUUAUCCUUUUAUUCGUGACUGUUAAAUAUGAUGGACACUAAAAGCCUUGUGCAAAAUUAUGUUAGGUGAAGUAAUGCAGAGCGGAGUAAACUACAUCUAACUGAUGUGAAUAGCUCUCUCAUGACCUAAUUCUGGUAGUCUGGGUUACACAGCGAUCUGACAGAGGAGGAUAAAUUUGGUGAGUAGAAAAUAUCUAAAAAAGAUGAUACAGGAUACUGUAGAGCCCACAAAACACAGGAAUUAUGUAUGUGUAAGUAAGUGAUGACAUCUAAAUAAAAUGUGUCACACCUUCAUGUCGAUGUGACUACUGAAACAUUUGUAAGAAAGGCAAUGAGCCAAUUUAACAGCAUUUAUAAAGAGGAGGAGUGGAAAAUGAGAGGCUGACAGAGGGAGGGAGUCAUAAUGUAGGACUUGGUUGGCUGUUGGGAUGUCUCUAGAGGUGCAGCAUGUAUUUAAAAGACGAAAAAGACUUAGAGACAGGAAGAGAGGCUAUCAGAGAUGGAAAAAAUUGACUGACGAGUAGAAGAUAUGGGGAUCUCUCAUCAGACCAAAACACCCUCAUCAAGAAGGCCUGGAACCUGCAAAAGCACAACCCACGCUCCUCGACUCAGUCAUGUGGCACAGAAUCGCGCCACACUCGUGCGGACAGUGCACAUCCGACCACUGCCCACGCGAAACACACCCUCACGCAAACAGCAUGCUCAGGCCGCGCAGACACGCAAGGUGCACACACAUCUGACGCAGACGCACAGGGCGAGCUCACAGUCUGUACAUUGCUGCCUGACGCAGCCCUAUGAGCAGUACACGGCACACAGCGAUCAUUCAGGCUGCACCUUCUACUGCUAUUUCUGCUACUGCUGUUACUGCUGCUGCCUCACGUUGCUCUCUUUCUCUCUCCUCCUCCUCCUGUCUCCACCUCCCAACGCUCCUCCCUCUGCCUUCUCCACAUUGUCAUCAUAUAUCACUCUUCCUCAUUCCUCCUCCUCCCCCUCACAAUCAUCAACUUCCUGUUUGGAUGAACUUUCUUGUAUCCAUCCUGACGUCAACCUGACUUCUUCUGCUGUGUCUCCCUACUGCCCUGUGCCACCUUGUCUCAUCUCUGAUGAUUCUUUCCCUCUCUUCUACGUCUCAUCUCCUGACCUCACCACUUCUGACCAACUCACCUCCUGUUGCCAUGCCUCCUCUCCUAAAUCUACUUCUUCAUCUUCCUCUUCCGUGGCCUCUGACUCCUUCCUCCAUCCUCAUCAUCCUAUCCUCUGUCGGCCGUGGCCUUAUUCGCGCUCUCUUUCCUCCCUGCUCCUCUGCCCUCCCAGCUUUGGGGAUCCAGUCUUAUCGUAUGCGUCCACUUUGGAGCACAUCCCCUCCCGGCCUCGGACACUACUGCGCCAGCAGAGUCUUCAGCAGCCUCUCAUCCACCCACCAGGCAGUGGUCUUAGCCAUCCUCCCACCACAUCCCAGAGUUUGGGACAAUUACACACUGCACCUGGACAGCCUGGGGGAGGCGGGGGUGCUGGGAGAGGAGAGGGAGGUGGCAGCAGUGGUGAGGGUGGGGGUGCAGGUACACGAGGCGGCCCCAGGGGUGUACGGGGCAGCCCAUCAGGAUCAGGGGCCUCUCGCAAUAGGGGAGGUGGAGCAGCAGGGCGCUCACGUGGCAAUCCUGGCAGCUGGGAUUUCAUGAUGGACCAGGUGCGGAAUCGCGGCCUGGACGCAAAGUCCUUCCUUGAAGGGAAGCUGGUGGUCCUGGCUUUGGCCAUUGGUGUGGCUGAGCAAGAUGACUUUGCCAAUAUCCCUGACCUGCAGGAAACAGCGCAGGCACCACCAUCAUCCAAUCAGGAGCCCCCUCCUGAGAAGAGGGGCAACAAGCCAGCAAACAGCCCCAAGGGCCAACCCCCUGAUGCUGACGGCCACUCCUCCGUAACUGACCUGGCCAACUCUCUCACUGGAGAUAUGGUGAUGCUGUCUCCAGGUUCAGAGGAUGAUGAAGGGCCUGUCAGUGAGAAGCUGGGCCGGAUCCAGUUCAGCAUAGGGUACAGCUUCCAGAACACGACCCUUACCGUCAAAGUUCUCAGGGGCCAGGAGCUCCCGGCCAAGGACUUCUCCGGCACCUCCGAUCCCUUUGUCAAAAUCUACCUUCUGCCCGACAAAAAGCACAAGCUGGAGACCAAGGUCAAGAGGAAGAACCUCAACCCCCACUGGAACGAAACCUUCCUGUUUGAGGGCUUCCCUUACGAGAAGGUGAGAGAGCGCACUCUAUACCUUCAGGUGUUGGACUACGACCGCUUCAGCAGGAAUGACCCCAUUGGAGAGGUGUCAAUCCCCCUUAACAAGGUGGAACUGGGCCAGAUAAAGACCUUCUGGAAGGAGCUCAAGCCCUGCAGUGAUGGCAGUGGGAGACGAGGAGACCUCCUGUUGUCUCUCUGCUAUAAUCCCACUGCCAACACCAUCACUGUGAACAUCAUCAAAGCGCGCAAUCUUAAAGCCAUGGAUAUCGGGGGCACCUCAGAUCCGUAUGUUAAGGUGUGGCUGAUGCACAAGGACAAGCGUGUAGAGAAGAAGAAGACAGUGACGAUGAAGCGCUGUCUGAACCCCAUCUUCAACGAGUCCUUCCCCUUCGACGUGCCCGCCCAUGUGCUGAGGGAGACCACCAUCAUCAUCACUGUCAUGGACAAAGACAGGCUCAGCCGUAACGACGUUAUCGGCAAGAUCUACCUAUCGUGGAAGAGUGGACCAGCGGAGGUGAAGCACUGGAAAGACAUGCUCGCUCGGCCGCGUACUAACGUCGCCCAGUGGCACGCUCUCAAGGCCUGAUCGCACUGCCCAGUUUCCUCCAUGGCCCCCUCCCGUCUCCUACUCCCCCUCCUCCCUCCCCUCCUCCCAUUCCCGUCCUUAUGCACAAGACUGACUUGCUGCCAGGCUGCGAAACACGGGUACAAUUAGCCAUCUGCUCUCUUAUACCUUUAAACUCUUUUCUUUCAAAAUCUGUAUUCCUCUCCGACUCUUUUCGCUUCUUCUGUUCCCUCUUCUUCAUACAGCCGUGUCUUAGUUUCUGUAUUUCACCACUUUGCCAAUGGUCCCCCUGUUUCUGACUGUCUGUAUGUCUGUCUGUCCUUAUGCACUUUGCCUGUGGAAGUCCGAUAUUCCGUUUUUUUGUCGACCCCUUGGUUCUGAACUGCACUGCAGCCCCUGACCCAUUUAAGGUGCCAGUCCCGUGGGAUCACAGAGAAUCUUAAGUAACGGUUUAAUUUCAUAUAAUCCUAUUACAUGACUAUUCCAGGUACACAAUACAGUAUGUACAAUAUGUACAUAUACCUAUUACUAUAUUAGGAGAAUAGAUUGGCAGAACUCCCCCUAUACACACGACUAAUAUACGGUAUGUUAUCCAUAGCCUGUCUAAUGUUUCUCGUCUCCUGCUCUUCAUUUGUCUUGUCAUUUGUCUCAAGUGUACAAUAUCCUCUCCCUAUUUCAGUCCUUUUACUCAAAAGCGGUUUAAUGUUCAUCUGAAGUUGUGGAAAGCAAUCAAUACUGAGUUUUUGAUGAAACCUGAACUCAAGAUGGAAUUGCUGAUACUGCUGUCUCCUUUCUCCUCUUUUUUCCUCUCUAUGCUCUUCUUUAUCUCUUUUGUCCUUAUUGUUCCCUCUUUCUCUUACUCUGGCACAAUAUUAGUGUAUCCAACCCUUUCUGGACCCCCCACCCCUUGUCGUCUGUGUGCUGUGGGUGCUGUGCUGUAGCUCCAACAAAAAUAGAGAUUAAAAAUAAAAAAAAUAAACGGAACUUUCCGAAACUGGGAAAGCGGGAACACAAUAAACUUAUAAAAUGGAUCGCUCCUGAUUUUUCCAGACAAAAAGCCCUGACAUGGAGAGAGAAAAAAGAAGAUGGAAAAAAACAAAUCCCCCAAUGAUACGAUGAUGUCAUUUUUCACAGCAUCACCAACUGAGGAAACCAAUUGAAAAUCUUCCAAGUUUAAGAUAAAAACAGAAGCAAAAAGUUUGCACUGUUUGUGCACAAGCAGUCGGUUGUGCGUGCACACUUCUGUCUGUUUAUUGAUGCUAUGAAUUCUUUGUGCUGCCCUGUGCUGUUGUGUUGUGCUGAUGGGGGUCGAUCUCCACCAGUUUUGACCUGAUGGUGUGCUGCGUUAAUGUGUGUGUGUGUGUGUGGUGUGCGCGUGUGCGUGUGCGUGUGUGCGUGUGCGUGUGCGUGUGAGUUCACAGGAGCAACACAAUUUAGACAGCAGAAAUCUUCUUCUCUUUUCUCUUUCUCCUCUUGCGCUCUUCUUGCUCUUCUUACUGCCAUUGUUUCCCCCAUCCUCCUUUACUGCCCUGCCUUCUGAACGAGGGCACAGGGAAAUUCUAUCUGCACUUUUUGAAAAUGUAAUAACAAUAAUAAUGACAGUUUUGAUGAUGAUUAUAGUACUGGUGAAAAUUAAGGGAGAAGUAUCUGAAAGGGUGAGCAGCAGUUGGGGAGAGGAGACGUCUGCUCUGUGAUUUCAGGGUUUGGAGAUGAAGUGGAGGAGACAGAGGAUGGAUGUAGGGCUCUCAUCCUCCUUUUUGUUCCUCUGUUUUCCUCAGUGUAGCUGUGUGUGUGUGUGUGUGUGUGUUUGUGUGUGUAAGUCACCUACCAGACUCCUGGUGGCAGGCUGCUAGUGUCUGAAAUGUCGGGCGAGAAUUGAGAGAUCAAGCUCGUCUGCUUGUCACACGGUGGUGGCCAACAACAGUGCUAUUACACAGUGUGUUGAUCAACAGCGAAAGCAGGGUCAGAGCUCUAACCAAGAGUCUGGAUUCUCCUGCGUGAGUCCUUGAUGCUGCACAAUCUGUGCAUAUCUGGAAACAGUGAGACAGAUGUACAUUUUGGUUUUAACGCUGAAAGACAAAUAAGAUAACAAGGCCUUCUCUGAGUUUUUGUUGUUGUUCACAGAAACUACAAACGGCCGUGUAUCACAGAUGGCGGGUGUGAUAUUAGAUGAUGGUCUGAUCUGCCGCUGUGAGAUACCGUAGAAGCAGAUUAGACAUUAUCUCUUCCCUGAGUGCUUGAGAGCACCACAGAGUGUACUGGUAGCUGCCCUGCUUGUCAGGCACAUUCAGCUCAGCUCGAUAUCUCUGUAACGUAAAUAAAACCGUCACAAAGCUGCAACAUGGAUACUGCCAGCCAUUAAGAGCUGCUCACACAGACAUCUACUCUUUAUUAGUGUACACUCUACUGUAACUGUUCUGUGUUUUCACAUUCUUAAAGUCCUGUGAAGCAUAAUCCUGUCAGCUAUUCAGGAUUAGUUUUUUUUUUACUGGAGCAACGUUUUUAUGUCUAAUUGAGCAUCCACUUUUCAAACAUCUCAUGUUUGACUGACUUAGCUAGUGUUAACUUUUGGUUUAUUUCACGUCAUUACCUUUAUCUAACGUCAUUCAUGUCAUGACCGUAAUGUCAUGUCAUGACAUUUGUGUUAUCUCAUGUCCUAGAACAUAUUGGAUACAGGGGGGGAGUGCUUACUGGAAUAGAUAAACAUGAGAAGGACAACUGACCAUAUUUGGACAUGUUUUUAGCCUUGUUGCAAGGACAACCAGAUGACCACACGAUGAGCUGAGGUAAUGCCUGGGUAUAAGGCACUAUGCUUGUAGUAAGAAUUUUCAGAAGUUCUCUGCAGGGACUUCUCAGAUCUUUGUGGAAAUAAAGAUCUUAUUAUUGCACCGUCUCCCUGAAGAUUCUUUGAUUCAACAAAUCGGCCUCAGAAAAUCAACAACACAAGCAAAUAUAAUCAGUUUGUUUUUUAUUUGAAGCAUCACUGCUUCUGUUAAUGCAGCUUAUGUAGUUCCUGCUAACUCUGGCCGCUUAAAAUCCAAUGCCUAAAAUACUGAGGGCCCUGCAUUGGAUUUUAUUUCCUCUUAUCAUGCGAUAACGUGAUAGCAUCUUUUACUUUUGGGCUUGUUUUGAUUUAUGAUAAUGAUAACCUGAUCACCACAAGAAAGAUUGUGUAAUUGUAGUCUAAUCUGCACCAGGUUAGUCCUCGUCUCUCUAUAAGCCGGUCUGGGCAGCACACUGUGUGCUGUGAGUGUGUUCGAGGCAGUGUGUUUUCGUGUGAGACUCGUUGCUGGCUGCUGUGAUGCACUGAUCCAGUCCAGCACCCUUCAGAACAAUUGGCCUGCCGUGGAACAUGGCCCACUGUUUUGACAGCCACUGCCUGCAGUGUCACAGCAUAUUACUAUCCCAUUAGGUGGUCAGAAAGGAGCAAUAUCUGCUUUCUUGGACCUAACUCGCUAUUUGCAGAGGUAAUACUCGCUAAGAAUAAAACAAAACUAUUGGGCGCUCCUAUUAGUAAGCAUGAAGAUGAUGGACAGGGAUAUAGGCUCGUCUGACGAAAUGAGGAAAAUAAUCAGCAGGCGUUGGCUGUGUAAAGCUGCAAAAACCAAACAUAGUUUAAUGUGCAGGUGAUGAGUCAACACAAUACCUCUGACAUUUCCUUUCACCAAGAUUACAUGUAGCUCCAGGAGUGAUAAAUUGCGAUUCUACGAGGGUUUACAAAGCUUAGUCAUCAGUGACCCUGUAAAAUGGGGAAUAUGGCUUUAUUUUUAGUAACAUGAGGCACAGUGUGAUGUCGCUUAUCCUCGAAGGUAGGCUGGAGGGCUGCAGGAUUUUAAAACUUCCUGAGUGCUUUUGAAUACAGACUUCUUAAAUGUGAAUCCAAUGCACAACAACUUAAAUGGGACGGUCAUCAAAUAAUUAGCCAUUGACACUAAGGCAAAGGCAGGAUGUUACUGGAAUAAAUGGAAUAGUGAAAUGCUUUUUUAUGUUGUUUUAUUACCCAUUGUGUUUAGUUAGCAUUGGCUCUACUUCCUCAAUGCUGUGUA
Messenger RNA from Perca fluviatilis (European perch), 7901 nucleotides. It is a transcript of the gene syt7a, whose product is annotated as synaptotagmin VIIa. The transcript has 8 exons. Bases 1597 to 3876 code for a protein of 759 amino acids. Gene Ontology annotation, biological process: cellular response to calcium ion; regulation of dopamine secretion; calcium-ion regulated exocytosis. Lineage: Eukaryota; Metazoa; Chordata; Actinopteri; Perciformes; Percidae. The record is from RefSeq and is a predicted model, not a curated record. Gene Ontology annotation, cellular component: synaptic vesicle; axon; synapse. Gene Ontology annotation, molecular function: SNARE binding; clathrin binding; calcium-dependent phospholipid binding.